Messenger RNA from Monodelphis domestica (gray short-tailed opossum), 1871 nucleotides. It is a transcript of the gene KRT12, whose product is annotated as keratin 12. Gene Ontology annotation, molecular function: structural molecule activity. NCBI's taxonomy places the organism in Eukaryota, Metazoa, Chordata, Mammalia, Didelphimorphia, Didelphidae. Gene Ontology annotation, cellular component: cytoskeleton. The record is from RefSeq and is a predicted model, not a curated record. Gene Ontology annotation, biological process: intermediate filament organization; morphogenesis of an epithelium; epithelial cell differentiation.
AUGUCUCUCUCUGUCUACAAUUCUGGAGCCUCCCGCCAAACUUCUUCCCGCAGUGGGGUGGGGGGUCGCCGGCUCAGCCAUUUGUCCAGCUCCAGUAGUGGAGGUGGCUUUGGCUCUGGGGCAUGCUCUGGGGGUAGUUUCAGUGCUGCAUCCAUGUUUGGUUCCAGCUGUGGCUUUGGCAGCAGUUCUGGAAAUGCCUUUGGAGGAGGACUGGGCAGUGGUUAUGGAGCAGGACUGGGCAGUGGUUAUGCAGUAGGACUGGGCAGUGGUUAUGGAAGUGGGCUAGGAAAUAGUUAUGGAGGAGGACUGGGCAGUGGCUCAAUGGGCAUCUCCUGUAGCAAUGAUGGAGGCCUUCUUUCGGGAUCAGAAAAGGAAACCAUGCAAAACCUCAAUGACAGGCUGGCUUCCUAUCUGACUAAAGUCCGGGCUCUUGAGGAAGCAAACACUGAAUUGGAGAACAAAAUUAGAGACUGGUAUGAAACACGCGUAACUGGAGACUCCGUGUCCAGAAAUGAGUAUGAAAAAUAUUAUCCAUUAAUCGAAGAUCUUAGGAAUAAGAUUAUUUCAGCCACAAUCGAGAAUGCUCGGCUCAUUUUGCAGAUUGACAAUGCACGGUUGGCAGCUGAUGAUUUCAGAAUGAAGUACGAGAAUGAGCAGGCCCUACGCCAGAAUGUUGAAGCUGACAUCAAUGGCCUGCGUAGGGUGCUGGAUGAGCUGACUCUGGCCAGGACUGACCUGGAGAUGCAGAUUGAAGGCCUGAUGGAAGAGCUGGCUUAUCUUAAGAAGAACCAUGAAGAGGAACUUCAAGCCAUCCAAGCUGGAGGGCCUGGCCAUGUCAGUGUGGAGAUGGACGCGGCUCCAGGAAUCAACUUAACCAAACUCCUAAAUGACAUGAGAGGGCAGUAUGAAACCAUUGCCGAGCAGAAUCGCAAGGAAGCCGAAGCUUGGUUCAUUGAGAAAAGUGGAGAAUUAAAGAAGGAAAUCAGCCACAACACGGAACAACUCCAGACAAGCAAGAGCGAAAUAACGGACUUGAAGCGCACACUCCAGAGUUUAGAAAUUGAGCUCCAGGCUCAACUUGCUAUGAAAAAGUCCUUUGAAGACACCCUGGCAGAAACAGAAGGUGGCUACUGCAAUCAGCUAUCCCAGAUACAGUUCCAAAUUGGCAGCUUGGAGGCCCAGCUUUCCCAGGUGAGAUGUGACAUGGAGCGUCAGAAUGCAGAGUAUGAACAACUCCUAAAUAUCAAGACCAGGCUGGAGAUGGAGAUUGAGACCUACCGACAGCUGUUGGAAGGAGAACUUGAAGGGAAUGAUGCUGUUGAAAAUUUAAACGUGCCAGAGUCCAAUUCUCAAGCGCAGUCGAUUGAUUCUUCCAAAGACCCAGCCAGAACCAGGAAAAUCAAGACAAUUGUGCAAGAGGUAGUGGAUGGGAAAGUUGUUGCCUCUGAGGUUCGAGAAAUUGAAGAAGAAAUAUAAAGCACCAAAUUAGCUGUGAAUAUCGGUUCCUGAAUCAUGAAGGAGAAAUUCACAAGAAGAAACAAGACCAUUAUAAGGCUCUUGGCUUUUUAUCAGCUAACUCAUUCUCUGUGUCUUUCUGUCCCUGCUAAUAUUGUUUUAAAGAAAAUGAGCUGUAUUCUCCUUUAGUUCUUUGUAGUCCUUUGGGAUAAGGAACAUUCUAAUGGAAGCCAAUAUAACCUUUUAACAAAUGGAUUUUGCCUUUUAAUCUUCAGUACUCAAAUUUAAUUUAAGGCUCAUGUUUCUGUUAACUGGAGGAUAUAGAGAAUGAAAGGGAAAGAGGUAAAGUAGAAACAGGUGAAGAAGAAACAGUCAAGUUUAAUUUACUGAUAUUCUCUCUUAAGCCAUGUGAAUGA